UUCUUCUUUUUGGGCCCCCGUCGUCGACGUGCUUUGCCACGCAUCGUAUUUUCACGCACGCACGCGGAGGCUGCAUUUAUUAAAAGCGAUACAUUAUGAUUCAAAGAUCAUAUCUUCGAUUCGUCUAGACGGUGGAGAGGGAGACACCCUAUAAAGUCGUACGUGGCUGCCCCUGAAACAAGCAGCCGAAUACAAGGUGCCUCCUCGAUCAUUUCUUCGCGCCUCCUCCGCGCCUCCGAUUUUCGUUUCCUUCGUUCGCCCCGCGAGCCACCACAGGGCUCGCGUUCCUCUCCAAACGUUCGCCUCCUCCCAUACGUUUCCAAUUUCCACCGCAAAUGAAAAUUCCUCCUUCCUCGAUGUCGCGUCGCGCCAAUUCACUCGUUCCCCGUCACUAGCCGUCAUCGCUCCUGCGACAAAUUUCGAUAAGUAUAUGCGGCCCAUCGCGUCCAGAAAAUUAGCUUCUCCUUACCGCUAGUUGUGCGCCUCGAUCGUACGACCGACGAUUGGAAACGAGUGGAGGAAACGAGUGGAGGCGAGUGGAACCGUUGAAAAAUUGAAACGAGAGAGGGAGAGAGAGAGAGAGAGGAAAAUCGGACGACGAUCGAAAAAAGAAAGAAAAAGAAAGAAGGAAGGAAGGAAGGAAGGAAAAGAAAGUGGAAGAAGAAGCGGGUGCGAUAAAGCGUCACGGAGAGAGAGAAAAGGCGGUCGUCCGCGGGAUUUCGGCGAGCGAGGGAAAGGGAUUACCACACGCGCGCGGCGGGUGGAGCGAGAGGAACAGACUUACCGAGAGAAAGAGAAAGGAGACGAAGGAGAAGAAGAAAAAAAAAACGAAUGAUCGUAGUAACACCGGCGCGUCUCCUCUCGCGGCUUCGUGCUUGUCUCGGAAUUAGUGAGUAGACAGAAUUAUGUCCGUGAGCAGGCCAGCUCGGCUCAGUUGAGACUUACUGCUCAGCCCGUGCACACGCAUGCCACGAAUCUUUCCUACUUACAUAUAUACCGCGGCUUCCUGAUGCGAUUAGACUAGUCCGCGAUCACCCGCCACUCCGUAUCACGGACCAGUUUGUUUAACACUUCUUCGUAACGCGGACACACCGCAACGUCUUUCCGUCUUGGCGUUCGCCUCAUCGUUCUCUGGGUCACUGGUUUCGAUACGGGAGGUACAACACGCGGUUUCGCAACACGUUUCCCACAUUAACACAUUCCGAUUCCUCUCUUCUUCGAGGGGGGUUGUAAAAUCCCUCGUGGCUCGUAAAUAUGGAGGCAUCCAUUGAGCGAUAACGGUGGCCGCAUUUGUCGCACGAACAAAGUGGUGCCAUUUAUCUUCUCCGCGAUAGAAUUUUGACAGAAAAGCAGACGAAAAAGAGCGAAGUGAGAGUUUCCCGCCUCUCCCGCCCCCUCCCCCUCCGCCUUUCACGAAAAAAUCGCCCAGUUGUCGUCAUGGAAUUAUUCGAGUUCUUCGUGCUGCUGUUGGUCGUCUCGACUAUGAACAGUGUAUCGUGCCACCAUCAUCAUCGCGGUAUCCACGUGGACGAUAAGAAAAAGGGGGACCCGAUGGACCACGCGAAAAGGUACACGGCCAGUGACAAUAAGAACGUGGUACUGUCCGAGGGCGAGAAGCAGAGCAGGGGCUCGAAGGGCGAGGAAAUUAAACGCACGGUCCCUUUUAGCGAGAGGAGGCUGGAGAAGAUGCUGGAGAAAGCUAUCUUAAAAAUAAUCACCGGUGAUCUUAGCACGGGCGAUAUGCUGCUAUUGAAAAGUCUGAAUUACAGUUUGGAGGAAGUUCUUGCGAUUCGCGAGAGGGAAUUGAGUAAGAAGAAGGAUGAAGAAUUGAGGAAGAAGGAGAGCGUGAAGUCUUGGACGAAAGUAUUGUACGGAGGAGGAGACGGAGAGAGAAAGGUUAAAAAUUGGAGUAAAAAAUCCACGGAUCGUCCCUUUUCGAGAAAUCCUCAUUUCGAAAGCGACAAACGAGAAGGUAAGAAGAACCGCCAUGUGGAUAGAUCACCUUCCUACAAGGAUUUUGACUUCGAAGCGUAUAAUCGACAGGCGAUCCUUGAUUACGAGAAUCUGCCGUCCAACAUGGAAUUUCAGCAGUCUUGGUCAGAAGCUACAGCUGUUGAUUACGAAGAGGUUACCAAAGCUUCCAAAGAGGAAGAGAUCGCGAAUAAUCUUCAUAGAGAUUUUGACAGGGUGAUGGAGCCUCACGUGGUCUUCAAGAUUCGAUACGAUGAUUCCGAAUUCGAUUCCAGCUCGAGUUCCGACGAAACGAGUAAAAAUCGUUCCAGGACAUCCAAACAUCACGAUUCUUCGACAACUACGAGACACGCGACUUUAAAAAAUGCCGGUAAUCCCUUUCAUGUAUCGACACCGCCAUCGAUGUCUUCAACUACUAUUGCUACUCUACCUCUGGUUUAUCAAUUGAGUAGCAUCAAUGUUAGGAGUAACUAUCUAAAUAAUGAUUAUUCUACUGCAGCCACAUCUUCGACAUCGAGUAGUAGCAACACUACGACGGAAAGUACCGUACCGGAUGAAAUUUUAAACGACAAAAAUGAAACGAAUAUCGACGCUCGCAUCAUCGAUUCUACCGAUAAAUCCGUAUCUGUCUUGAAAAAUGAAGAGAAAACUAAUGAAAAUAAAAAGAUUAGCGAGUACGAAGGGCUCGAAUGGGUCGAAGACGAUGUUUACAGAGUACUCCCCGAGUUCGUGGAUUCCCUUAGUUUCGAGAACACGGAGGAGAACGAAACGUCCGACUAUGAAGACUCUAGUCACGAUUCCCGACUAAAUUGGAACACAGAGGAGAACGAAAACAGCACGUUGGGGUAUUUGAACGACACUCCUGAUUCUGUCAAGCUCUUCGUAUCUAACAAUAACAUUUCUGCCGGCAAUCUUCCUUUGGCGAAUCUAUCGUCAUAUCUACAAGUGGCUAUUGCCCAUCGACGAGGAGGAAACCUAACCUCAAGCUUCGACAGCCAAGGUGAAAAAGCCAUUGAGGAUAUCAAAACACGAGUUUUAGCACUGACGGGAAGGUUCAACCUCAGUACUGAUGCUAAUCAAGUCCAACGAGAAAGAUUGACAAUGUUUUCGCCAACCUGUCAAAUUCCACGUAACACAGAUCAAGAUGCUUGGACGGAUUCAUUCUCUAUGAAUAUGCAUUUUCAAUUGAACUUGACUUCGAGUGAUCAUGUGAUAGCUGCCAAAUUACGGAUAUUUAAAUUACCGCAAGAAAAUGUAACGUUCUCUUCAGAAAGUACGUUUGACGAUGAAGAAGAAGACGAAAAAAAAAUUAGAAUAUCGGUCUAUUAUUACACGAAAACUUUGAAGAGGCAUCGAUCGAAGAAACGUUUGAUGGAUUCGAUAGUGACACCACUCACGUUUAAAGGUACUCAUUUAGCGUUAGAUGUUAGACAAGGUCUCCGAUUCUGGAGAUUGAAUCCACGAAACUCUCAUGGAAGCGGAAGUAAUCACGGUCUGGUAAUCCAAGUUGAAGAUCAAGAUGGCAGGCCAUUGAAACCGGCUCUAUAUAUUCAGCAACCGUCUUGCGUGGAUCAGGAUUCAGAUCAGAAGGCAUACCAGCGAGUACCUGCACUCUUCGUACGAGCCUGUACUCGUUACGUUCGUAUCGUAAAUGGCAAAACGGAGACAUACGUCAAUUGCAGGCAUUAAAAUGGAAGAAAAAUAUUUAGAUGUUAUAAGAAAGUAGUAAAUUAUUGUACUUUAUGUUUUAAAAAA
Molecule: messenger RNA, 3726 nt
Organism: Apis cerana (Asiatic honeybee)
Lineage: Eukaryota; Metazoa; Arthropoda; Insecta; Hymenoptera; Apidae
Source: RefSeq, a predicted model, not a curated record